CGUGCAUAUUUAAUAUGAAUACUCCUAUGUUGUAUAUGUUGUGUGGAGAUGAAAUGUGUGCAAAAGUAAUUCCUCUUUGGCCUAAAGUUUGGAGACUUUUGUUGAGCACGUGUGUUUGACGUCUGACAGCAUUCAAAUUUACACAUUUUUAUUUACGGAUUACUGGUAAAUUAGGGUGUAUGUGUCAAAGGGAAUAUGCUGUUGAAGCAGUUGUCGUGUUCCAUCUUAAAAGAGUGAAGACCUUGAUGAAAAGUCAAAGAGGUGUUAUAGCCUAAGUUUCAGAAUUCGUAUUCAGUAAUGCAUUUCACGAAUCGUACCAUUUUGUCGUCAUGAAUGAACAUAGUUUUAUUUUGGAAUUAUGUGGGUAUAGAAUACGCAGUUUAACAUAUAAAUAUUGCCGAUGAUGAAGUACUGUGUAAAUUACACUGCUUUUGGGGUUCUAAAAUUCAUAUAUUGUAUAUGCCAAAUCAGUGACUGACUGUAAAGUGUGUAUGGCCAUCUCUGCCAAUAUGUAAAUUACAAAUACGAGAAUUAAUGGAGCCGGGUUAAAGCCUGGAAUGGGUGUACGACCCCUUUGCCCCCAAACCACUCCAAUUCGAAUUCAUCAAUAUACCUAGCAUUUUGUGUUAUGAAGUAUAAGAUACUGACUGCAUUGUAGAAUUACCCACAAAGAAAGAGAAGAUUUAAUGUAAUAAUGCUUAGUCCUAGAGAAAGAUUCAUAACAAUGGUUCCAAGACGGUCAUAUCCAAAACCUAUAGGACCCAUGGACCAGUGGUUGGAGUCUCAGGGUUACUACCGGAAGCAUACAGCUCGGGAUGGAUCAUGUUUAUUCAGAGCAGUAUCAGAGCAGGUGUUUUAUGUUCAAGCUGUUCAUCAAAAUGUCAGGAGACAGUGUGUUGAGUUUAUUCAGAAAAAUAAACUUAAAUUCCAAGAGUUUCUGAAAGAACCUUUGGAAGAUUAUGUAGUUCGUAUGCUGGAUUCUAGAGAGUGGGGAGGUCAGAUGGAAAUUAAUGCCAUGGCUCUCUUAUACCAUCAUGAUGUGCUUGUUUUUGAAGAAGUAGGCAGAUCUCCAGCUGUUGCAACCAACUAUGGCUUCACAAAGAAAAUACUGCUUUGCCUCUCCUCUGACAACCAUUAUGAUUCUGUAUACCCAAAGCUAUUCAUAAUGAAAGCAGCAUUUUGUCAAUCAUUAGUUUAUGAGGUUCUGUAUAAGAAUGUAUUUCAACUGCCUGAUGUCAAUUAUGCAGUGAAUAAAAUGUUACAUGAUAAAACAAAUCGUGUACAGAAGGAGAGGGUAAUGAAUGAAGAUCGCUUUAUAUCCUGUGGCAGCUUUGGUUUUUCAAUGGAAAUAUCUUUGGAGUCAAAUAAGGACUAUAAAGAUCAUGAAGACACAAAUGUGAAUGUUAAAGAACUAUUGGCUCAGGGUGCUACACCUUUUCCAUACAAAGUUGCAAAAGCUUUAGACCCAAAUAUUUAUCGCAACAUUGAAUUUGACAUUUGGAAUGACUUUAGAAAAGAAAUGAAAUUUGGCUGGUAUAGGAAUAAUGGAGAGUUGCAGGUUGGUGUAAAGUGCCUAGUGAAGUUGAAUCCUGACAGGAGCUUUCAUGCUCACAUUCAAGAAAUGUCACCUGACAGAGGACCAGUUAUUGUUUUUGUUGAAGAACUUGGAGAAAAGUGCACAGUUCCCUAUGAUAACUUAGAGCCUCUGCCAAAGAGUGAAAAGCCUCAGUGGUCUUUACCAUAUAAACAUUGCCACCAAUUGUCCAGUGCACAACAGAAAUCAGCUCUUCUAGCGCUCACAGACUUUGGUGGCAAAUGGAAAAAGUCAAAAGUAGGAAAGCCCCGCAAGAUGAAGGAGGGUAUCAUUCACACACCUCUGUCUCCUCGUUUGCAGUACAACAGUAAGAUGAAUGCUGGACCAAUCAAACAUUCCACACAGCAUAACACGAGAUAUUUACAUGAGCAGAUUGGAAAUCAAGUUCAGCUUCCCUUCCAGAACUUUUCACCAGAAAAUUUCAGUCGUCUUCAGCAUUACAAUAAUGUUGGGAUUGAUAUGCCUGGUGUAUCUAUGAUGUUAGAGCAGCACAACUCCACGUCUAGUCCAACAAUGACCCAAGCAAUGAUGAUGUCCUUGACUUCACCAUCAAUUGCUGCCAACAGCAUAAUCAAAUCUGGUGAACAUGGUCACAGCAGUCCAGAAAGAUGUCUGUCACCACUGCAGCAGCCAGAUUCUACCACUGACAUGUCAUGUUCACAGCAGCCUGUAAUGACAGAUUCUGUUGAUCCAUCGCUGUCUCUUUCCCCAGCACAGUUCACAUCUUUUACAGCAUACUCUAACUCACCACCACUGGUGUCACAAGCUCCUGUUCCUACCUCUGGUCCCCAACCAGGAUCCAGUUCUAAUAAUCCUGGAAUUAUGAAUCCUUCCACCUCCUUCAGUGAUACGAUUUGUACUAAAAGUAACACGCCAUCAUACAUGGUCUGUAACACUGGUGUGUCUGGAGCAAACAUGGGUGUUGCUAGCAUGCCAGGAGGAAAUAAUCACCCACCAAGGGACUUCAGUGGAAACUUCAUGUUUCAGCCAGUGAACUUCAUGGCACAGAAAUCUGUUCAGAUUGGUGGCAGUGAUUUGCCUUUAUCAGACCUAUCCACUCUCCGGUUCUUUUAUAAUCUUGGACAUGAUUACUUUCGGCUGAGCUGUAUGUAUUGGCCUAAUUCUGUGCAACAAGCAAAGCCAAAUUUUCUUCCUGCACCCACUAUGACACCAAAUUACAGUGAAAAUCCAACUUUUUGCAAUCCUGUGAUGACUUCGAACAACAUAACAAAUGAGCACCACAUGCCAGAUUCAGCACCAUCAUUGCAAGAAGAUCUGUAUCAAGUUGGACAAGAAGUUACUCCUAAUAUUAUGCUGCCAAAUGAUCACAGUGUACAUGUAUCCACUGAGUCAGAUAAAACAGGUUUUCAUGCUAGUGGUGGAGGAAAUGAGAGUGUCACCUGGCAGGCAAAGCAGGUUGACAUGGAAGUCUCAAAUGCAUUACAGAAAGCAUUUAAUGGUGAUAUUGUGUCCAGGUCCAAUAAGAAUCCCUCUGAUGGCAGAGAAAAUAGAAUACAAAAUUCUCAUGUUGGAAGACCUUGCCAAAAUUCAGCAAGACACAGUGAGCCUUUUGAAGCACAUGUAACACCUCAGCAAUCAGAAGAUUCGGAAGUUAGUUGUGGACAUACCAUUGGUUCACCUGCACAGAGUAGUCCCCCAGCUGUGCUUACUACCAGCUAUAAUAUUCCACCUCCUACUGUCCCAUAUGCCUUCACUCCGAUGCCCCCAACAGUAUACAAUCAUACCAUGGUACCAUUCUAUUUCCCCAUGGAUUCUGAGCAGGGAAUGAUGCUUGUGCCAUACUACCCCCAGUAUACAGUUAGUUCUCCUGUACAGUUGGAGCCACAAGAUGCUGUAGAAGUUUCAACAGCAGUGCCAGAUGUGCAGGCUGUUCCAUCACACUUCACAGGAGCCAUUUACAGUCCAGUAAAACAGUCAGGUAACACUGAGAAUGGAUGUCUUCCUCCAUACACUAUUUAUCCUCAACCACCAACACCUGUACUUUUUCAGCAGACAUCUGUACCUGCUGGUGUAUAUCCCACAGGCCCCGGACCUGAAGCUAACAUAUCAGUACCAAGAUGGAUGCAAACAAUGCCAGGCCUUCCUCAUAUAAAUCCAACGCCUUGUAUGUUACAGUCACCUCCAACAACACCAGUUGGAGCACCUGUUCCUUAUAAUACUGUUACUUAAAAAGUAUUAAAAAGUAGAUGUGUUUAAUCAUCUUGUGCAGUAAGUUGGAAAUAAGUGGCAGAGGUUGGUAAGUGUACCAACACAGUAUUCAAGUACUUAAAUAGAAUUAUGCAAAUUUCUUUUUAGCAUAUUUUUUUUUGAAUUGAUUGAUAUAAAUUCAAAUUUCUUAGCUGUGUCUCAGCAACUUAAAAAAUAGCACAUAUUUGUGAUAACGAUGAUGACAAAAUGCCACUAAGUAACCAGCAGUCAUGAAAUGUAUAAAUCCUUUGCAGUUCAUGUACCUUUACACUUCAGCAUGUAUACAAAUAUAUACAUUUAAGCAGAUGGCCAUAAACAUGAAACUGUACCAAGUAUAUCAUGUUGCAACACUGUGUAACACUUUCUAAUGCUGGAAAUCGUAUUCUUCCUAAUUCAGGUGCAUAUUUCUCUAAUAGGAAUGUUUGCCUUUUCCGAUGUUGUAUGAACAUGAUUCUGAAAUGAUGUAAUACUUUUAUAAAUGACUGUCCACCAUUUAUUAACAUCUUCGUGUAUCAGAUGAUAAAUUAGUUAAGUUGAAAUUUGAUACUUUUACAGAUUAAUUUAUUAACUUUGUACAUAAGGUUAAAUAUUUACAGAUGUUGAAUACUUUGUAAAUAUACAUAGAAAAAGAUCUCAUAACAUGUAUAAAUAUUUAUUAAUUUGCAUUCCUGUCUUCAGUCACUUUAUAUGCAACUGAGAAUGAAAUACCAGAGGAUUGAGGAAUGGAAAAGUCUGUAAGAGAUGGGAUCAUGCAAAAUUAAAAUCAUUUACAUAGCACUGUAAAUAUUGGACCUUGUCAUGUUAUGCUACUGCAGAUUUACUUCUGAAAAUGUUUGAUUUUGGUGUCAUGAUUCUGAACAGCGUUUGUAAAAUUACUAUAUGAUGUAGGACUCUGUGAUGAUUAGUGCUCUUUCUAGGUGUUUUGUUCUGGUAAAAGGUUUCAGAAUCAGGUAUUUCCUCACCUAUCAUCACAUACAUUUACAACAUCAAAUGAGUUGAUCAUCAUUAAUGCUGUAUAAACAACAUAAUCCCUUAUUUGAAUCUGCAGAUUGUUUUUGUGUGUGUAUUGUACACGUUUUCUGACUUUACUAAUAACAUGUUUAUCAGAAUAAGCUCAUGUCAAACUUUUGUUAUGGUGGAUAUCUAUAAGAAGUGAAGUAUUUCCAUCAAAUAAUCAUUAUUCACAGCUGAUUUAGCAUACUUGUAUUUUUUAAAUAAAUUUGUGUUCACUGGAGUAGAAUACAAAAGUAAUGCAAAUAGAACUUGUUUCAUUUUCAUUCAUUUACACAAAGAGAGUAAAUAAUAAAUUAUACAAUUUUGUUACAAAAAAGCAGUCUUUGUAAAGAUGAUAUUUAAGUUGAUAAAAUAUACGUUUCUUGUUGACAAGUGCAAUAAAAUGAAAAAUUAAUUAAUCAGGGUAUUGAACUGUUCAAUAGUUGUAGUCAUUAUAUCAUUAAUAUUGAGACCUUUUGUUAUUAAUAACUAAGAAGAAUUAAUUAUCACUUUAGUUGUUCUACAUGAACUCUUCUUUUGUAUGGGGUAGAAUAAAAGUUUACUAUUGUAUUAUGAUCACAGUUGAAUUAAUAAAGUGAAGAAUGUU
Molecule: messenger RNA, 5402 nt
Organism: Cryptotermes secundus
Lineage: Eukaryota; Metazoa; Arthropoda; Insecta; Blattodea; Kalotermitidae
Product: OTU domain-containing protein 4
Exons: 16
Coding region: 695-3784 (1029 amino acids)
Biological process (GO): protein deubiquitination
Molecular function (GO): cysteine-type deubiquitinase activity
Source: RefSeq, a predicted model, not a curated record